Durusdinium trenchii is the source of this 2143-nucleotide messenger RNA. The record is from the annotation of a GenBank genome assembly. Lineage: Eukaryota; Dinophyceae; Suessiales; Symbiodiniaceae.
GAACAAUCCAUUCACAUACCCGGACCUGGUCAACCCAUGGUGCUUCCGGGCCUUCUGGAGACUUUGGGUCGAUCCGAAAAGAGCUCUGAGAGGAGGAAAUCGGAAUGGAGCUCUGCCCAGGAGUACAUCGUCGAGAAGAUGGGUGCCGAGAAUCUGCGGAUCACACAGCUGCGCUUGGUGACGGCCUUGCUUUGGACGCUGAUUGCUUGCUGCACCAUCUAUCGGCGCUUCGACUUGCCACAGCUACGCUGGGUGCUCAUGCUGCACCACCUCAUGGCAGCUGUUGGGGUGGAUGAGGCCAUCCUCAUGUCCUUCGCCGCCUCCGAGCCCUUCGCCCUUCGGCUGCUGCGUCCCGGCGCACCGGUCACACCCUGGAUCCCACGACUGCUGCCGCGCAAGCAGACGGUGCUGGGAGCUGGCGUUUAUGCCGGCUGGGUGCUUUUGGCAGCUGUCCAGUUAAUCACGUACCGUGUCGCCGACCAGGACGUUCUCCUCUUCACUGGCAUUUUCCUGCUUGCUUGCAUUUUUGACCGAGGCCUGUUCCACUCCACGAGACCCUCAGACAUCCUCAAGUUCCUGGUGUCUAGCUUGCUUCGACCUGACAGCACUUACAUGCUGCUGGCAUGUUUGUACUUUUGGUCAGGUUUCUACAAGGUCCGUGGAUUCUUCCAUGGCUUCGUGUUUCAGUACCAAUUCCUCAAUUUCUCGGGCGUCUCUUGGCUCUUCCGUCGCUGUUACCUCACCCAGGACUAUCGGCCUCGGCCCUUCAGUCGACUCUUCGGGCAGUUCGGCGCUUGGCUGGAGACCUUUGCCGGUCUCGGCAUGAUGCUGUCAGCUUUACCCCACCCUGGUGUGGUGUUCGUGGUCCUGGCGCUGGCCAUGCACGUGUUCAUUUUCUUCUUUGGCAUGGGCCCUUUCCGCUGGAAUGUCAUGACCUGCUACAUGCUGCUGUGCUCCACGAAGCUUCGAAUGGAGUCAGCCGGAAUGCCAGGUGGCGAGGCGUGGACGUUGCCAUCCGUCUGCUGCGCGCUCUACGUGGGUUUCUUCGGGUGGGUGAUCCCGGGCAUUGGCUGCCUGGACCCAGAGGCCUUGGGGCGCUACUUCGGCGGCUACCGCAUGGCCACCUUCCACUUCGCCGGCAAUGAGAUGUAUCAUGCGCUGCUGGUUUGCAAGGACUACCUCACCAGCCUCGAGCCUUCUGGACCGGCUGGCUCCGUCCGAAAGCUCUUGCUGGAGCGGCGGCAAGACUACCUGCGUCUCAGCGAGGAUCUGGAUCUCUUCACGGCGCUGCUCUACUCGGAUGGCCUGGAUGUGGAGGGAGCCUUGCGGCGCGGUUUCCGAAGGCCCUCGGGGCUUGAAGACUUCGAGGACUUCGAUCGGAAGUACAUGUUUGUGCCCAUCACGUGGUUGAACUGCCGUGGGCCUUUGCUCAACACCAAGUGGGAUGAGUCCUUGCCCAUUACUGAGAGCUUCGUGGAUUUGGUCGGCGAGGCCCUGGGUUUUGAGAGUCGGAUGCCUCGAGGCGCCAUCUUGGUCUUUGUGGCACAUCCCAUGGUCUGGAUGGGCGGCCAGCGGAAGCUCCUGGAGCUCUUUGACCUGACCGACUCCAAGUGGUGUGAGCAUCGCUGGCGGGAAGAGGUGGACCUGCCCUGGACGCAGGUGACGGAGGAGCUGGAGGACAAAAAGAAGCCACUGCUUUGAACUCUGGUCGCCGACCUCAUCCUCACGAUCCUCACAGGUUGACUGACCUGGUCGACCGGAAAAUCGGAGCCGCUCCGGGCCGCGACCGGCCGAAAGCGCGCCGCUCCGCGCGCCGGUGCCACAGCUGCUCAGCCGUCGAUUGGCCGAAGCCCAAUGACUGCCGAACUCGGGGUAGAUAUGAUAUAUGCCAGGUGCAGUGUGACUGUGGCGAAGUGUGAGUUGGCAAAAGAGAGUACAAUGCCGCACAUGUCUUUUGACCAGGGCUAUUCACGACAUGCAUGCAUGACAUGUAUUCAAUCGUUUCUAAAAGGGGGAUUGGCCUGGCUGACCUGGUACAGCAUGUAUGCCCCAUCUACCGUCAGAUGCUUGAUGGUGGUGGAUUGCAGGUGUCUAAACGGACAGCGGGCAGUCCGGCCACCAGGAACAUCUUCCUGGCAAUGGA